AUGCGUUUCGCUUCAACAGUACUGCCUUUGGCAGCGGCUGUCGGUCUGGCUAGCGCCUCCGACUGCGCUCCUGCAACGAGCAAGGGCUGCCGAGCUCUGCAGAAUGGUUAUCUCGGUGACUCUCUCUUCACUACGGGCAGCCCUGUCUACAAUUGGGAGACCAAGCAGUUCUGGUCCAACACAGAGUUGAUGUCUCCUGGCUGUGUGUUCCGUCCUAAGAACAGCCGCGAUCUGGGACAGGCCGUCAAGGCCCUCGUGGAGGUAGAUGCCAAAUUCGCUGUUCGUGGCGGUGGCCACAUGGGUAUCCGGGGUUCCAACAACAUCGACGAUGGUGUUCUGAUUGUCAUGUCCAACUUGACAACGAUGGCGUUAUCUCGGGAUCACUCUGUGCUGUCUCUCGGCCCCGCCUACCGCUGGAGUGAGGUCUACUCCUACCUUGCCGACUAUGACCUGACGGCCCCUGGUGGCCGUCUGGGCCCCGUCGGUGUUCCCGGUCUGCUGCUUGCCGGUGGUAUCAACUUCUAUGGUAACCAGGUUGGCUUCGGUUGCAACUCGGUCAUCAACUAUGAGGUCGUUCUGGCCAAUGGUGAUGUUGUGCAGGCCAACAAGCAAACCAACUCGGACCUGUUCUGGGCCUUGAAAGGAGGCAGCAGUAACUUUGGCAUUGUGACCCGCUUCGAUCUUGAGACCAUCAAGUCUACCAAGGUCUGGGCUGGUGCUCACACCGUGGACGCCCAGUAUGUGGAUCAGUUCUUGGCUGCCGUCGCCACCUACGCUGCAAAUAUCUCCGAUGCCAAGAGCCACAUUGUCCCUGCUCUUGUUCCUAGUGCUUCGGGUGGCUCUACCCUGGCCUCGGCGAUUCUCUUCUACGACAGCGACACUGUCAGCUAUCCUGACAUUCUCAAACCCUUCACCGACAUUCCCUCUAUCAGCAGCACUGUCGGCUUCAAGACCGUUGCCGAGUUUGCCAAUGAGCUGGGCCAGAUGGUGGUUCCUGGUAUCAACGACAUCUUCGUUGCCGGAACCGUCAAGGGAACAACCUACGAUCAGCUCCACAAGGGCGUGAGCAUCAUCAACUCGACCUUCUUCAACGAGCUCCCCAAGCUCCUGGCCCAAGUUCCCGCUGCCAACAUCUCCACCAUCCAGCUUGACUGGCAGCCCAUCGGCGCCAAGUGGAUGGACGCCUCCAAUGCUCGUGGCGGUAAUGCCCUCGGUCUGGACUCUUCCAAGGUGUACCUCUGCUACGCCGAGGUCGUCGAGUGGAUUGGCUCCGAGUACGACAACAUUGUCGUCGACUGGUUGAAGGCUACUACCGAGGCCAUCAACAAGGCUACCCAGGCGGCCGGCAUCUACGACGAGUUCAACUAUAUGGGAGACUCUGCUGGGUUCCAGUCUAUCUUCCCAGGCUAUGGUGCGGCUAACCACCGCCGCCUUCAGAACAUCGCUUCCGCGUAUGACCCGAACCAGGUCUUCCAGAAGCUGAUGCCUGGCGGUUUCAAGGUCUACUAG
This is a messenger RNA of Penicillium diatomitis, 1509 nucleotides long. Its product is annotated as FAD-binding oxidoreductase. Bases 1 to 1509 code for a protein of 502 amino acids. The record is from RefSeq and is a predicted model, not a curated record. Gene Ontology annotation, molecular function: FAD binding. The transcript has 5 exons. NCBI's taxonomy places the organism in Eukaryota, Fungi, Ascomycota, Eurotiomycetes, Eurotiales, Aspergillaceae.